Molecule: messenger RNA, 780 nt
Organism: Stylonychia lemnae
Lineage: Eukaryota; Ciliophora; Spirotrichea; Sporadotrichida; Oxytrichidae
Source: the annotation of a GenBank genome assembly
AUGAAUAGAGAUGAUCAAACAUAAGAUAUUUUAGAUAUUCCAUUGGAUUAAGAUAUACUUUAGCUGUACUACUAAAUUUUUGAAUUGCCUGAUAAAAAUGCAGUAGGCUUGUAUCAUUAUAGACAACAGGGUAUUUAAAGAUUUCAAUACUAAAAUAGUAAUUAAUUGUCAAAGUCAUCAAUAUUCAAAAUUAAGGAAAACAAAUAUUAAAUUUAAUACCUUAAGAACUUAGAGAAAAAGGAUUAUUACGCAAUUCAGUGUACAGAUAAAAAUGGAGAGUAUGAGAGUUUUUAUUUCAUUGCGAAAAUCAAAGUUCCUAAAAUCGUGUAUAAUUAGUCUGAAAUCACUGAGAAAUUUAUUGAAAUUAAAUAUCUUGCAUAGCUUAGUUAAAAUCUCAUAUUUGAUCAGCAUAUUGUAUUAAACUAAUGUGGAUCUCAAUAUUUAGGUUUUCAUUUGAGAGAAUUCAGGGUAUUUAAAAUGAAGAAGAUCUCAUAUAAAGCUAUUAGAGACAAAAUUUUUGAAGAUGAUUAUGUGGAGGUAAUGUCUUAAACUAAAACAAUUUCAUAAAUGAAAGAAUUGCCCUUUGUAAUAUGCAAAUCAACAAGAGAUAAGAAAAGAUUUACAUUAAACGUGAUGAACCAUAGCAUAACUGACUUUGAUUAAUGUCUAGGUGAAGUGAAUCUUAUAAAGCUUAAAAAUGAGGUUAACAGUUUACAUUAUGGAUAUUACUUGCUUGAAACUAAAAAGGGAGAUAUGAUAUCUGUUAAAAAAUUACUUUGA